Dioscorea cayenensis subsp. rotundata (Guinea yam) is the source of this 1346-nucleotide messenger RNA. RefSeq names its product expansin-A15-like. NCBI's taxonomy places the organism in Eukaryota, Viridiplantae, Streptophyta, Magnoliopsida, Dioscoreales, Dioscoreaceae. The transcript is spliced from 3 exons. Gene Ontology annotation, biological process: plant-type cell wall organization. Gene Ontology annotation, cellular component: extracellular region. The record is from RefSeq and is a predicted model, not a curated record. Bases 354 to 1106 code for a protein of 250 amino acids.
UGGAUGGUUUGCCACAUGCAAUGCACUUCAAUGCCAGUGUUUUUUUUUUAAGAUCCUAAAUUCAAGCUUGAUUAAUUUCUCUGAUUUUUUUAAUCACUUUUGCAUGUGAAAUUUGCAGAGAUUGAUUCUCAUAUGUUAGACUGUGUGCCAAUGCUUUUAACUUUUUUCUGCAGAUGAUAAGAAGAACAUUGAAUUUUGUUAAUAGAAAUCUCAGAAACAGCAGCAUUUACUCUCUUUUUUUUCAUGCAUGAAGACAAACUCAUUCACAGUCCCCAACACUGAGUUUUUCAUGUUAUAAAUAUACCUCUUCUUCCUCUCUUGUUCCUCACCUCUCUUUCCAAUUCAUUACAUCCAUGGAGCUUCCUCUUCUUAUUCUUCUUGUCAUUGUGUUUCAUUUAAGCAGGGUUAGCCAAGUUCAUGGAGACAGUGGUUGGUCUAGUGGUCAUGCAACUUUCUAUGGAGGUGGUGAUGCUUCUGGCACAAUGGGAGGAGCUUGUGGUUAUGGUAAUUUAUACAGUCAAGGAUAUGGGACAAACACAGCAGCAUUGAGCACAGCUUUGUUCAACAAUGGACAGAGUUGUGGUGCAUGUUUUGAGAUAAAAUGUGUGAAUGAUGACCAAUGGUGUCUUCCUGGCUCCAUUGUUGUCACUGGAACAAACUACUGUCCACCUAACAAUGCUUUGCCUAACAAUGCAGGAGGCUGGUGUAAUGCACCACUGCAACACUUUGAUCUUUCUCAGCCUGUUUUUCAGCUCAUUGCUAAGUAUAAAGCCGGCAUUGUUCCGGUUCAAUACCGCAGGGUUGCUUGUGAGAAGAAAGGAGGUAUUAGAUUCACUAUCAAUGGUCACUCUUACUUCAACCUUGUGUUGAUUACUAAUGUAGGCGGUGCCGGGGAUGUUGUAUCGGUGUCGAUUAAAGGCAGUAGUAACACUGAUUAUCAACCGAUGAGCCGGAACUGGGGACAGAAUUGGCAGAGCAAUAGUUACUUGAAUGGCCAAGCUCUGUCAUUCAAAGUGUGCACUAGUGAUGGUGCAUGUAUAACUUCAGUGAAUGUUGCACCUUCUAACUGGGCAUUUGGGCAGACAUACACAGGUGGUCAGUUUUGAAGCCCAAGUUUGCUAUCAUUGUGAGGCUUUUUUUGGUAUGGCCUUUUGCAAUGCAUGCUUGAUCCUUUGUUUAAUGUUUGUGUCUGGAGUUAUAACUAGUGUUUGUGAUUUUGUUUUCGAUUGUGUUCUUCUGAUGUGAAGAUGGUGUCUAAUUAACUUAGGCUGUGGUGAAACAGGGGUUGUUUGUCACCCGCCAAUUAAUGCUGUUCUCUCUUUCAAUACACUUGUUUUCUGUGUUUG